AUAACGCAGCUGACUGAUUAGCACAUCACAGGAUCCUCGUGAAGCAUGCUCUUACAUAAGUGGAAAUGCUAUCCCGUUAGCAUUGUAGGGGCUCUCAGCAUCGUUUCCAGUCUGCUCUACUUCACAAUAUCCUUUGUCCGUUGCAGCGAGCUCAACAAAACAAAGUAUUCUUUCAUGAUACACGCAACCUCUCACUGCUCUCGUAUGCCAGUCCUUCGUGUCUGCACCGGCAUUCCUCCACUGCAUCUUUAGAGUGACAGUCUACUGCUACGUUGACUUCACUAUGCCUGGAAUUAGGCAAGAUGUCGAAGUGAAUGACAAAUUUCAGGUCCUGGUAGAUUCGCUCAAUGAAAUACUCGGGCCUAGCUCCGGCAUAAACUCCGAAGAUGUUGACGAGACCGAACUUCAAGAGUUAAUGAAUAGCUACGUCUCUAACGAGUCGGAGUGGGGAAAGUUUGCCUUUAAAGACGGUUCUAGAUCCUACACGCGCAAUCUAGUGGACAAGGGGAAUGGAAAGUGCAACUUAUUGAUUCUUGUUUGGACACCGGGGAAAGGGAGCCCUAUCCAUGACCACAACAACGCUCAUUGUAUCAUGAAAGUCUUGAAGGGUCGAUUAAAGGAAACACAAUAUUCAUGGCCAACCGUCCAUCUCAACAAUUCUGAAGACUCUGCACUCAAAGUUAAUAAUGAAACAAUCUACCACGAGAAUGAAGUCACAUACAUGUCCGACAAACUGGGUCUACACAAAGUCUCGAAUCCAGACUCCUCUGGGUAUGCUGUUUCACUUCAUCUCUAUACGCCCCCAAAUGUCGCAGUGUACGGAUGCCACGUCUUCGACGAAAAAACCGGAACUCCAUCGCACCGGAAACAAUGCGGGUUUUUCUCCGAGUAUGGGGUCUUGAACCCAGCGCGUCCGAUGUAGGGUUAGCCAUCCAUCCUCCUGGACUUUAAAUCUCCUCGGUGUUUUGGUGCCGGCGCAUUUGCAACCGGCGGGCAUCUAUUCUUCGGCAUUCUAGAUUUUCCUUGUCCUUUCAAAGGUGCCAUUGGGUAACGUACGCAUGAAUGUUCAUGGCGUUUGAGUGUCUUCGAAACCUGGGUCACAGAGACGUAGAUUGCACGGGUUUAGGUAAAGUCAUAUUUUGUCAAGUGAAUCGAACGUCCGAGAGAACUCUGCUUUCAAUAUUUGUAAAGGGACGAGGCCGGAUGUCAGUUUUGGUUUUGAUGCUAUUAGGUAGCUGCCCGAAUAUAAACAGGGUCCACCAUCGACUCCUGUGAGUUUUGCAAUGAAAAGUUGGUCCCACUAG
Lindgomyces ingoldianus is the source of this 1304-nucleotide messenger RNA. Its product is annotated as cysteine dioxygenase. NCBI's taxonomy places the organism in Eukaryota, Fungi, Ascomycota, Dothideomycetes, Pleosporales, Lindgomycetaceae. The coding region runs from base 284 to 922 and encodes 212 amino acids. The transcript is spliced from 4 exons. Gene Ontology annotation, molecular function: cysteine dioxygenase activity; ferrous iron binding. The record is from RefSeq and is a predicted model, not a curated record. Gene Ontology annotation, biological process: L-cysteine catabolic process.